AUGUACAUCCUAGCGGCCCUCAUCCUCUCAGGUGUCGGUGCCCUCGUAUCUGGGCUGGGAACUGACUCUCCGCCAUGCCGUUUCGCCACUGCAGAGUCUCAGAACUCUGUCCUCAAUCAGCCUGACCGCUUCGCAUGGGAUCUUCUGUAUUGGGAGGGGCAGUUUCAUCAGAAUAACGUCUCGUACAGCACGGAAAAUGGAAUGUCAUUCGACGGCACACUGUUGGACCCACAUAGCGGAAUUGCCACUGUCAAGCACCCAUUCAGCGCCGCCAGCAAAGAGGCGUUGCAAGUUAUGGUUUACACUCAUGCCAUCGCCGGUGAUAAGCGAGCCGCAAGGUUCCUCUCUCCAUUGGUCCCAGAGCUGGCGCCUCAGAUCGCGUUAGAUAUUCUCUCCAAGAAACUCGCAUCAUGUCAGGAAUUUAACAGCACAUUUCCUGGGUUUGGUGGGUUUCUCCCAUGGUUCACCCAUGGUGACGUGCCGUUGCAACCUACGUGGGAUUGGGUGAACCGUGUUCCUGCUCUUGACAAUGGAGAAUUCAUUUGGGCUAUAUAUAGUGCUAUCGAAGCACUCAACGCUCGAGGAGAUCAUCAGUCUCGGACUCUUGCUUCCGGGUGGCAAACGUACCUCAAUUAUAUAUUCUAUGCAGGCAACGGCCGAGUGUGCGCAGUUGUGACCAUCGGGAAUCAAUCUCUUCCUGUCAACCAUCCAUCUCAGAAGUACACAUGCGAGGGGAGUGGCUUACUCGACGACCCUUACGAAGGCGAACUGUUUACUUGGUUCCUUCAUUUCUUCGGGGGACUAGGGUCUUCCGAUAGGAAUCAAUUAUGGGAGGUCAAAAGGCCGCAAUUGGCCGCGGUCAAUUAUCAGUCUGAGGUUUACGAAAAUAUCACCGUCCAAAAAGGCUUUUGGUUUUCCAGCCACGAAAAUUGGAAGUUUAUGGAGAUGCCAUACCUUGAUAUCCCCUUGGUGCGGCGGGUGUAUAUGAACAAUGAGAGAGCCCGCACAUGCAACUCGAAGCUCACACGAAAUCCCGGCAUGUUCGCCAGCGUUAACAACGUGACAGACGCCUCUGGAGAAAUCACUGGCUACAUUUCCAACACCGGCAUACCCUCCAUUUCUCGGCUUCCUGACCAAGAGCUAGAUGUAAUCACCCCCUACUCCGUCUUUCCGGUGAUGCUUGUGGACCCUGCGAUUGGACUUGUUUGGUGGAAAAAUAUGGUGGAAGGGAAAAUGAUGCAAAAUCCGUACGGAAGCACAGAAUCCACGCGCAUAGACGGCACUGCUGUAUCGUCUUUUGUAAGCUGGGAUUCCAAGAUUACAACGGUAAAUGCUCUGCUUGGGGGUGUGCAGUCGUUCGUCGCCCGAAAAAUGAAACGUGACGGAGUAUACGGUGAAUUCAUCUCGAUUACACGGAUGGAAUAUUCUCGAGUAUUUACUAAUCUAUCUGGCGAGGACGUCGCACUCUGCUUGCCUGAUACCAGAGUUCCAGACGGUGGUCUGGUGGAUUAUACUUCAUGUUCGUAG
Molecule: messenger RNA, 1527 nt
Organism: Pleurotus ostreatus (oyster mushroom)
Lineage: Eukaryota; Fungi; Basidiomycota; Agaricomycetes; Agaricales; Pleurotaceae
Exons: 8
Coding region: 1-1527 (508 amino acids)
Source: RefSeq, a predicted model, not a curated record